This is a messenger RNA of Acytostelium subglobosum LB1, 912 nucleotides long. RefSeq lists its product as hypothetical. The record is from RefSeq and is a predicted model, not a curated record. Bases 1 to 912 code for a protein of 303 amino acids. Lineage: Eukaryota; Evosea; Eumycetozoa; Acytosteliales; Acytosteliaceae. The transcript has 2 exons.
AUGACAUCUACAUCAGCUAAAUCAGUUCUAAUUUUGGGAGCUACUGGAAGCAUUGGAUUUGACGUUGCCUUGGAGUUCCUUAGAAAUGGAUACACUGUCUAUGGUCUCACCAGGACAGAGGACAAUGCCAAAUUGUUGUUAAAGAAUGAAAUAAUUCCUGUCGUUGGUGCUGUAUCUGACUUUGAAAAAUGGGUACCAAUUGCUGAGAAGGUCAAUGUGGUGAUCGAAGCUCUUGCUGACUAUUCCAAUUUGGACACUGCUCAAUCAGUUCUUAACAAGUUCAAAGAGAUCAAGUCCACCAAGAAUCCACAAUUGGUGCCAAUUUACACUUCUGGAGCAUUGGUCUAUGGAACAUCGGACAAGGUUGUUGAUGAGAACACACCUUACAAUGUGAGCAAUAAUCCAUUCCUUACUGUAAGGGUUGGACUGGAGAAUCAAUAUCGUGAGAUAGGAGGUAUUGUCAUUCAACCAUCAUUCGUCUUUGGCAAGAAGGGUAGUGGAAGUUCACUCUACUAUGAAGGUGUUGUUAAGAACACUGAUGGAAACUUUGAGAUCUUUGGAGAGGAGGGUCAGUGGCGUGCAAUAGUGCACAUUACUGAUCUUGCCAGAUUGUACUAUCUGGCUGCAACCAAGACUGACGCAUCACGUGGACAAGUAUUCCUUGGCAGUGCAUACUAUUACAAGACUGCUGAUAUUGUCAGAUCGAUUGCCAAGGAGUCCAAGAAGGAUGUGAAGGCAAUCAAAUUCAUUCCACCAACUCCAACCAAUCCAAUGUCAUACCUUCUCUAUGUAUCCAAUGCAACAUCACAUCAAAAGUCAACCAAUCUCCUUGGUUGGGUACCAACACAACCAUCACUAAUCGAUGCACCAACAAGAUAUUACAACUCUUGGAUCAAUAACAACUCCAACUAA